CGGAAAACGGGCAGAGUUUGACAGACCAACGAAGCCGGAGUCCUCCUUUACACAAUGUUGCUGAGGUGUGCUUGCCCCCUUCUGGCCGUCUCUUCGCUUCUCCAAUGCGGAGCACUCUCCCGCAGUCUCCACACCUCGCCCGGCGGCGCGAUGGAGGCCGCCUUCUCGAUGUCUGUGGCUCAGAAGGACAAGCGGGCAAAGCCAUCGCCCCAGGCGCGUCGCCAGCUGGACCCUUCGCCGCAUGACAGGGGAGUUCAAGGAGCGCUGGGACCGUCGCUGACGAGCCUGGACAGCCAGCGAGAUCUGCGGCUGAUCUACAACCGGCUGCAGCCGGAAACGCAGCCCAAGACAGAUCCCCUCGACGCCCUCUUUGGCAAGGCGAUGGCCAUCACGCGGGAGGAAUUUGUCAAAGUAAGUGAGUCAAACGACGCUAUCUAUGACGCUAUGGUUGCCUGCACCUGACUGUUGUCAUGUGGUGCAGCUGGUUCCAGGGCUCGAGUACUGCCCGCCUCCCAUCCAGGAGGGCGAGCCGGAGUUCUGGGACGAGGUGGACGAGACCAAGUCGCAGCUGCACAUACAGUCGGCCGAGAUGCUGCGGGAGGACGGACCCAUCAGCACCAAGGCUCUCAACGGCGUAUUCGACGCUCUCUCGGGUGGCGCGGAGACCCUCGACAAGGUCACUGUGCAGAAGCGCCUCGCGCAGUGGGGAGCCAAGGGUGAGUGAACUGGGACAACCGUGCAGGCAAUGAGUUGCAUUGCCUGCCAGAUCACUCUCCCUGUGUGUGUGCGUGGAUGGGCUGCUGCAGGUUCUGAUCAGUUUGCUGAGCGGAUCGAGUCGGCGUUGGCUUCGAUGAACACGACCUCGCCCAUUCUGAUCAGCGGGCAGAACGUCUAUGUGACGCCGGCGAUGCGCAAGUACGUCGACACCAAGAUCGGCAAUGUCAUGGAGCGGUUCCACUCGUGGAUUAUGCAGGUGCGGACACGCCCACACCCACACCCGCAAUCACAACAGGGCCUUUGUCCACGUGUGUGCGUGCUGUGUGUUGGUGUGCAGGUGUCAGUGAAGCUCUACGAGGAGUCGAGGGCUUUGGAGGGGUCGCGCAAGGUGCCGGAUCGGUUUGUGUGUGAGGUGAUUGUCUAUCCCAAGGGCAGCCACAGCAUCGAGGUCAGGGCCAAGGGCGAAAGCAUGUACGCCGCCAUCGACGUCGCAGAGACGCAGAUAAACAGACAACUCAGCAAACACAAGGUGGGCGGGGCGGGGCGGGCUUCGUCAGUGGCCAUGGGAGCAGCACAACACACACAUGAAUGAGUCCCUCUGUGUCUGUCUGUCUGUCUGUGAUGGCCAUUUGUAGGAGAAACGAUUGCGUGACAGGCUGAAGAGCGGGUCCAUUCUCGUCGGCGAGACACCCGGCUCACCCACUGCAGUCGAGAAUAAGGACCCUGAGAAGGUAGCGUAACAAAGCGGUUAAUCGACGACUGAGGCUGGAUGAGAGAUUGGCCGACCUGGACGUGUGUGUAUGUGUGUGUGCAGAUUGUGGAAGAGUCGGUCAUGGAGGAUCUGGCAAUGAACGAGGUGUAUGACGAGGGCAUCCCGCCCCCAGGGCCUGUCGAUGUGGCCGAGGAGGCAGACGGCGGCAUCAGGGUCUGCACCCCCACCCACCCACCCACCCACAUGGCAUGGAUGUCGAAUGAACCCCAUAUCGCUUGUUCACUGUGUCUGUUUGUCUGUGCUUGCGAUUGAUUGCCAGGUCGAGCGAGGCAUCCCCCUUGCCGAAGCUGAGAGCAUGGUGCGUCCCGUACACCGACACACACACACACACACACAGAUGGACACGACACCUUUACGGAUCGGAUCGUGUGUCGGUGGGUGCGGUGCAUGCAAUGCAGGGCAUGACGUCAUGGCCGACAUGGAGCUGCGAUGCCAGCACUUUCCCAUGGAAAUACGACCAGGAAGAGACGUGCUACAUUCUCGAAGGUACACACACCCCACCCCCACCCCCACAGACACAGACACACGUGCCAUGCACCUCUCUCUCUGUCUGUGUGUGCAGGUGAGGUCGAGGUGGUGCCGAUGACCCCCACUGGGGAGGGCAGGCCCGUCAAGAUCACCGCGGGCGACAUCGCCAUCUUUCCCAAAGGGCUGGGGUGCACCUGGAAGGUCACCAAGGCCGUCAGGAAGCACUACCAAUUCAAGUGACCCCACCCACCCUGGAAGCCAAUCUUGGAGAAGGGAUUUGUCAACCGACGGGAGAGAGGGAGAGAUGGACAGACAGACAGUACACUACCGUGUACGCAACGCAUGGCGAGAGAGAGGAUAGGGGAGAGGGGCGUGGGUGGAGUGCAGUGCAGUUGCCGACCUACCACUACUACCAACCACUGAGCUCUUUUUCGGAUUGAUUGAUUGAUGUAACAUGGCAGGCAGGUCCAGGGGGUGGGAGACUCACACGAGGGGCAGGGCAACGAACGAACGGUGAGGGGUGCGGUGUGGUGUGAGGCCUUCUUUCUUCUGUGUCUGUCGGUCUGUGUCUGGGAUGGGAACAAAGUGCGGCCGUGCCGGUGGGUGUUGGGACGGAACGGACAAGACGGAAUGGGGUCGUCUUGAUUGAUACGCUCACUGUAGGCGCUGGUUGAUACGAUAGACUAGGUGGGCGGGCGUGUGUGUGUGUGUUUUCAGCACACAUUAGCUGCUGACUGAGCGUCCAGGCAUCAGUAAGUCAGGCUCACAUACUGCGCCUGCUUCUCUGCUCCGUCCGCUCAAAGGGGCUGGCUGGCCAAUGUGCUUGAUGUGGUGGACGGACGCCAAGCCUGACUUGACGUGUGCGUUGGGUGCCUGCCUGAAUGGACCUACUCAGUGGUGGUUGCUGAAUCAAGUGACUGACAAG
Messenger RNA from Vitrella brassicaformis, 2882 nucleotides. The record is from the annotation of a GenBank genome assembly. Lineage: Eukaryota; Vitrellaceae.